AUGAUACACGCACCUACUCGAUAUGCUCGCGUCGUCCGAGCCCUCAUCCCUUUUGCUGCCGUCUGUGGGCUACUUUACCUCUUCUUGAUAACCUUCAUACCACAACACUUUGGACCAGGGUGGAAUGGCCAGGACAACAGUCUUGCAGGAGAACCUCUCGAGGUCGUCUACACCGACAGUGCCGAGUCGUCCUAUUCACUGGACGGACUGCAGAAACAGGAGCAGACACUGAGGGAUAACCACUUGCAGCAGAAACAACAACAGGUGCCGUAUCCAGAUAUGCGGAACCCGCUGCAGCUUGGUGAGGGUGGAGUCGGUGCGUCUUGGGAGUCGAUAGACUCUGAACAGGAUAUCAACUCUAUCGAGGGCGACGGCAAUGGCGUGGUUGUUGACAUGGGUUCCUCUUCAGGGACAAGGACGAAGGCCGACCAGCCUGCGUACAAAGUCGUCAAGGCGAAUGGCGUACUGGUGAUGGUCAUUACAUCCGACGAGGAGGUCCAGGAGGCUCGGGAGACGAUUCGCCAUAUCGAGGAUCGAUUCAACAGGGGGCGACACUACCCAUGGGUGAUUCUCUCGCCACAACCACUCUCAAAUCGCACCCAGAUUCUCCUCCAAUAUAUCCCUUCUGCCUCUCGGUUAACAACAACGAACCAUGGCAGCUCUGAAGAAGACGUGGGGGAGGGUGAGGAGGGUGAGGAGGGUGGAGGCAAUGCUGCUGCCGCGAUUACGUUUGGACUCAUUCCACGAGAACAGUGGAAGUUCCCUCGCUGGAUAGAGGCUCUCAAGGUCCGGAACGGAGACUUUUCACGGCUCAAGUUGGGUCUGAAUGCAACCUCGGUGGCGGUUCGACAGCGUAGGCGGUACAUGAGUGGGUUUUUGGCUCAGCAUGAACUGUUGGACGGAUAUGAGUUUUUUUGGAGGGUCGAUCCUGGAUUGACCGUGUUUUGUGAUCUGGACGACGAUCCUAUGCUGGCAAUGAAGCACGCUGGGCAAAAGUUUGCAUGGUCGGUGUCAGCGGCAGUGAACGAGGCAGGCACUCCAGGAGCAUGGUCGAUAAUCCAAAAAUUCAAGGAAACAUACCCCGACCACAUCCCCCAACCCAACGACGAAUCCUUCAUCACCCGAGAAUCACUGAAUGAAUUCUCGGCAUGUUCAUACAACGUCCAGAACUCAAUUGGAAGCAUCGAGUUUUUCCGGUCUCCAGAAUACACGGACUACUUCAACAUGAUUGACAAGGAGGGGCCCAUCUACUACGAGCGCUGGGAGGACGAUACAGUUAUCACCAUCGGACUCUCACUCCUCCUCCCCCGAUCCGAUAUCCGGUUUCUGAAGGACUUAGGUUGGGGUUACAGCAACGGGGGCGCAAGUUCAGGAACAGGGAUCGGGGUCGUACCGCUAAAGGGAGCCGCAGCGGCAGCAGCAGCAGCAGUGGCGGCAUCGUCGAAAGAGUCCGCGACCUCCCAGAUCUUGUACUGCCCUCGCAACCCGGAGCAAAACAAGGUCUGUCACUGUGAUCGUAACUGGAAGGCGCCACGGUCGCAUCUGAGUUGCACGUCGUUUUGGAUGGGAUUGACGACGAGUCCUAGGAGACUCCAGAGGAGGGUCUGUACGCCGGAUGGGAGCUGUAAGGUGUUUGUCAAUAUUUUAGAGCCAAAGUUGUUGAAGAGUGAGGCUGAUGGCGAGGAAACUAUUGUUCGUGCGGACAUUGUCGUCUCUGCAGGUGGUCGAGGCGAAGAGUAUUAUUAA
Messenger RNA from Linnemannia hyalina, 1746 nucleotides. The record is from the annotation of a GenBank genome assembly. NCBI's taxonomy places the organism in Eukaryota, Fungi, Mortierellomycota, Mortierellomycetes, Mortierellales, Mortierellaceae.